UAUAUAUCUACUGCUCGUUUAUGAAACAUACGAUGAACAUCUCAAUACUUCUACCGCUGUGCUUUGUGUUCUUGGCUGUGAACUGCGUUUAUGGUGACGAAGAGAAGUUCGUUACAAGACAGGAAUUCGACAAGACGAUAACAACACUGCUAAAACGAAUCGACCACCAACAGACUGUCAUUAACGCUCUCGGAAAAAAGCUCGAAAAACAAAGUGACAUCGGAACCAAGACCAAACGACACGCCCAGACGCCCCUUAUUGCUUUCAGUGCAACUCUGCAAAGUCACCAGGAACAUUUAGGUAUUCAUCAGAAGGUCCUGUUCGACACCGUCAUCACAAACGAAGGGAAUGGGUAUAACCCGCAUUAUGGCGCAUUCGUAGCUCCCGUCAGCGGCACGUAUGUUUUCAGCGCUACCCUUCUUUCUCACGCGGGAGUCAGCGGAAACUUUGAGCUAAUGAAGAACGGCACGGUAGUCUACAGAAUGUACAUGGGCGGCCACGGGGGCGGCGACUAUGACACUGCCGGAGGCUCGAUCAUACUCAAACUUUCGCAAAGGGAUGACGUGGCUAUACAGGCCAUGGAUUCCGUUUCCAAUGGACAAUCCGUACAUGGUGACCUUCAUUCAAUAUUCUCGGGAUUUCUCUUAGCGGAGGCAGGAGAGGAGCUUGUCGUUGGAUAAUAAAUAGAUGUGCAAACGCA
Mya arenaria is the source of this 700-nucleotide messenger RNA. RefSeq names its product complement C1q tumor necrosis factor-related protein 3-like. The transcript has 2 exons. NCBI's taxonomy places the organism in Eukaryota, Metazoa, Mollusca, Bivalvia, Myida, Myidae. The record is from RefSeq and is a predicted model, not a curated record. Gene Ontology annotation, molecular function: protein binding. The coding region runs from base 21 to 680 and encodes 219 amino acids.